AUGGAGUCCAUAGCGAGGAUAUCCAGCCUCCUCGAGAGCGCUCGAGAGCUCACCCUCGAUGCCGCCUCGGCGACGCGCAGCGCCCGCAGCACCGGUCGCCCUCUCGACCGUACACAGAUCAAGAAGCUGCUGGACAGUCGCAAUGAGCGCGAGGUUCUCGACGGCCUCCGCCGCGUCCUCUCCAUGAUGUAUCGUGGCCAGAAGACCUUACCCUUCUUCUCCUCCGUCGUCAAGAAUGUUGCUUCGCCGAACAUCGAGAUCAAGAAGCUUGUCUACAUAUACCUCAUCCACCAUGCCGAGCAAGAGCCCGACCUCGCCCUCCUCUCCAUCAACACUAUACAGAAAUCCCUCUCCGACACGAACCCCCAGGUUCGCGCUCUCGCUCUCAAGACCAUGUCUGGUAUCCGAGUGCCCGUCAUCAGCCAAAUCGUGUCUCUUGCGAUCAAGAAGGGCGUCGCAGAUAUGAGCCCCUUUGUGCGCCGAGCUGCUGCUCUCUCCAUCCCCAAGUGCUACCGUCUCGACCCAACCCAGUUGCCUCAACUCCUCGACUAUUUGACCACCCUCCUUGGCGACAAGCAGUACUUCGUCGCAGGUGCAGCGGUAUCGGCGUUCCUCGAGGUGUGCCCCGAACGGAUCGAUCUCAUCCACCAACAUUACCGCGCCUUGGUCAAGAAGAUUGUGGAUAUGGACGAAUGGAGCCAGCUGGCAACGUUGCGCAUGAUGACCUACUACGCCAGAAAAUGUUUCCCGAGGCGGACGCGCAGUGUAAAGAGUCAGGAGAAGGCGGCGGACCUGGGCGACUUCUACGGCGAGACUACAGAAGAUUCAGGAGAGGAACAGCAAGUCGUGGUGCUGGACCCAGAUCUCGCCAUGCUCCUCAAUGGAAUCAAGCCUCUGCUUCAAAGCAGGAACUCGGCAGUCGUUAUAGCUGUGACAAGAUGCUAUGUCGACAUCGGGACGCCAGAUUAUGUCAAAAUCUCCAUCGGUCCAUUGGUGGCACUCCUGAGGGGUGCGCAGGAUAUCCAGCAGGUCGCACUUUACAACAUCGUCUCAGUCUGCUUGACAAGGCCGACCGAUUUCGUCAAGUAUGCCAGCCACUUUCUCGUCAGGGCUACGGACCCAGCGCAGGUGUGGGAGCUCAAGUUGGAAAUCCUCACGCUCAUCUUCCCCCACGCACCACCCCACAUCAAGAGCUUAAUCUUGAACGAGCUCGAGCACUUUUCAGGGUCCACAAACAAGGCAUUGGUGCGAGAAGCAGUGCGUGCCAUCGGACGAUGUGCCCAAACCGACUCAUCUACAGCCCCUCGUUGUCUACGGUUACUACUGGGCCAGAUCACGAGCUUGGACGGCACCUUGGCGGCAGAGUCUUUGACCGUGAUUCGACACUUGAUUCAGCAAGACCCCCAGGGGCACGUUGGCACUGUCGUGCGGUUGGCAAAGAACCUUGACUCGGCAACAGACCCUCAGGCCCGUGCAACAAUCAUCUGGCUGGUGGGCGAGUUUUCGGGUCUCAAGGGCGAGAAUAACAUUGCUGCCGAUGUGCUGAGAAUUCUCGUCAAGGAUUUCGCCAGUGAAUCGGAGGCAGCAAAAGGACAGAUCUUGCUUCUGGCGGCGAAGGUCUAUCUGCACCACCUUAAUCGACUGAACGAGAACAAGAGCGAAGACGAAGCGGCUGUUCCGAGUCAAGACGACCACCCCGUCGCCAAGCUGUGGGACUAUGUACUGUUGCUGGUGCGAUACGACACUUCUUACGAUCUUCGCGACCGCGCUCGUAUGUAUCGAGCCCUUCUAUCUGUACCGCAGCUUGCCACGUUGAUGCUCCUGGCUCCGAAGCCAGCCCCUCAGGCCCCCAGCCCGUCGGAAACACGCAAGGGGUUCAUGCUUGGGUCGUCGACGCUUGUGCUGGCAGGUGGGGGUGGAAUCCAUGGUUUGCGCGGUUAUGAUGCACUCCCUGAGUGGGUGGCGGAAGGCUCGGAGCCAGACAGACGGUUGCGCGACACGGAGGCGGCGCCAUCAGCUUACGGCGAAGAGAAGAGUGUGCCAGCAAGUCAAAUGCUCGAUAGCGCUGUCAAGGCGGCACCGACAAAAACAAACGGUCUCGGAGAGGGCGAACACGCUGUGUUUGUCUACCCCAGCAACAGCAGAUCUCACAUAAGCCGGGUGCAGUAA
Molecule: messenger RNA, 2169 nt
Organism: Colletotrichum gloeosporioides
Lineage: Eukaryota; Fungi; Ascomycota; Sordariomycetes; Glomerellales; Glomerellaceae
Product: AP-3 complex subunit beta-2
Exons: 4
Coding region: 1-2169 (722 amino acids)
Biological process (GO): intracellular protein transport; vesicle-mediated transport
Cellular component (GO): membrane coat
Source: RefSeq, a predicted model, not a curated record